Monodelphis domestica (gray short-tailed opossum) is the source of this 8611-nucleotide messenger RNA. RefSeq names its product N-myristoyltransferase 2 (gene NMT2). Gene Ontology annotation, cellular component: cytoplasm. Gene Ontology annotation, molecular function: glycylpeptide N-tetradecanoyltransferase activity. Lineage: Eukaryota; Metazoa; Chordata; Mammalia; Didelphimorphia; Didelphidae. The record is from RefSeq and is a predicted model, not a curated record. Gene Ontology annotation, biological process: N-terminal peptidyl-glycine N-myristoylation.
UUACUGUUGCCCCUAGAAGUGAGAUUUUUUGAACCAGGAUGACUAAUGUGGAAGUGGGUCAGCUUGAAAAACAGGCUACAGAAAUCUUAGUCAGGGGUGGUUCUCUGAUCCCCUGCUACACUGGAUUCUCCAAAGGAUCCAGGGUUUCAAGUGUGUAAAACAAACACCAACACAAAAACACUACAGGCUGUUUUACUGGCCACUGUCUCUGAGAUUUAUUUGAGAAGCCUGAGGACUGAACAUUGGCAUGUCUAUUACAUUACAAAAUAAAAAAUUAGGGAGAAACUAACAGGGAGUAUCUCCCUUACUUGUGUUUUAGGUUUGUUUUCAGCAUGGCAAACUGUCAAGGUGGGGUUUAGUAAUUGUUAUGGUACAAGUACAGCAAAUUUUCAUUUCCAAGACAGGGAAGGUUUAAGCUACACAAUUCUGAGCCCCGUUAUACUUAUGGAAAUUUACUUGUGAUGGCUAGCUACAAAUAAAUAGCCUUAUGGAAACAAUAAAUGUGGCAGCCUAAAGUAAAUGCUAUGGCAAUCACUAUUUCACUAGGGACGUCUUGGCUUCUCUCUCUUGCUCACUUGUGGUCUCCAUUGAUAGACUUCUGUUCAUCUCCUGGCUGUGCUUUAUGUGAAAUUUUAGGCAGGGUGUUUGUCAGCUUUAUAAUUGUAUAUCUGGGUCUUCCUUCCUGCUUACACAGCACUUGGCCUUGGUACCAACAGUGUCAAGAAUUACCCAUCUGUGUACUGACUGAUAAAUUACUGUUGCCCCUUUCCCUGCCCACCCUUACCUCCUCAGUCCUAGAAUCCUUGCAAUGGGCUGGUGGAGGGUCUCAGAGAAAUCCAUUAAACAUUAUGAGUAUUUCUUCAGGCAGGGUCUUUUAAUAUAUCUCAGUUAUUAAUAAAAAUGAAGACUGCCCAAGAGACUAACAGCUUUUCACUGAGAGCAGUUAAGGUAGCCAAAUCAGCCAUCAGUGGAAAAAAAUAGAAUUGAGAUAAUUAGUUGCUGGCCUAUAAAGAUGUAAGAUCUUGAGUAAAAUUCCAAGUUAAUGCUCUUCUUGUACCAUUUGUAGGGAGAGAAUGGAAGUCUUUGGGCCUCAAUUUCCUUAUUUGCAAAGAAAUGGGGUUGGGCUAGAUUGCCAUGAGUACUUUCAUUUAUUUAGCGCUUUAAGGUUUGCCAAGCAUUUUCUUCAUAACCCUGAGAGCUAGAUAGCAAAUGAAUUAUUUUUAACCCCCAAUUUUACUUUUGAAGAAACUGAGACUAGGAAAUACUGAGUUGCCCACAUUCAGUUAGCUGGUAAAGUGUCAAAUCCAGGAUAGCAACAUAUUGCAGUUUAUAGAUUUGUAUAGUACAGUGAAAAGAAUGAUAGAUUUGAAGUCUGAGGACCUAGAUUCAAAUCCCAGGGCAACCUCCUAUUAUUCUGUGACACUAGGCAAAACAUUGAAUUUUCUGGGACUCAGUUUCCUCAUUUGCAAAAUCAGAGGAUUGGUUUAGAUGAUAUUUAAAUUCCCUUUCUUUUUUUUUUUUUAACCCUUACCUUAAGUCUUAGCUAGGCAAUUGGUGUUAAGUGACUUGCUCAGGAUCACAUAGCUAGGAAGUGUCUGAGAGCAGAUUUGAACCCAGGAUCACAUAGCUAGGAAGUGUCUGAGAGCAGAUUUGAACCCAGGGACCAGAACCCAGGUCUGGCACUCUUGCCUAUUGAGCCACCCUUAGAAUUCUUUCUCUUUCCUUCUUUCUUUUUCUUUCUUUCUUUCCUUCUUUCAAACCUUUUACCUUUCUGUUCUAAAGCUAUAAUCCUGUGAUUACAGUUAAACCUCACUACUAAAAGUAUGAUGUGUUAUAGGUGUCAUUAUCCCCAUUUUAUAUAUAAGGAGGUGAGAUAACAUCUAUUAUCACACAGCUAAUAAUAAUAGCUAGUAUAUAUAUGCUUUGAGGUUUGGAGAACUUUCCAUGUGAUCUCAUUUGAUCCUCACAAGCAAUCCCAUUUGCCAGAUAAGGAAACUGAGGCUAACAGAGAUUAAGUGACUUGCCCAGGGUCCCAGGGCUAGUAAAUGUCUGGGUUCAGAUUGUACUCUGAUUUUCUUUACUCCAGAUCCAGUGCUUUUUCCACCAUUCCAAGCUAUUUAAGACAUCCAUGGCUCCUUCACCUAUAGGAGUUUAAGUGGAAAACAUAUCAUUUGAGGGAGUAGUUUUCUUUCAUCUGGCUGUAAUUCAUACAAUAUUUUUCAGUAAAAAUUUCCGAUUUUCUUUCAAGUUGGCUUGAGGUGUGAUGCUAAAAUAUGAGACAAUCUUUUACACUUACUCUCUUCCCUCUCCAUCAAUUCCAGAAAGCAACAAAAAAUGAGCCUUUGGGGAUAAUAAGCAGUAAAUUGUUCACCUUCUCGAGAAGUCCUGGAGGGGAUUUAGGAGCCAAAAAGAAAAAGAAGAAACAGAAGAGAAAAAAGGAGAAACCAAAUUCUGGAGGCACAAAAUCAGAUUCAGCAUCUGAUUCCCAGGAGAUUAAAAUUCAACAGCCUUCAAAAAAUCCAGCCAUUCCCAUGCAGAAGCUGCAGGAUAUCCAAAGGGCGAUGGAACUGCUCUCCGCAUGUCAGGGCCCUGCCAAGAACAUUGAUGAGGCUACCAAACGGAAAUAUCAGUUUUGGGAUACACAGCCUGUCCCCAAGCUUCAUGAAGUAAUUACAUCUCAUGGUGCAAUUGAACCAGAUAAGGACAACAUCCGUCAAGAACCAUAUUCUUUACCCCAGGGUUUCACAUGGGACACCUUAGACUUGAGUAAUGCUGAAGUACUCAAGGAGCUGUAUACAUUGUUAAAUGAAAAUUAUGUAGAAGAUGAUGACAACAUGUUCAGGUUUGACUAUUCCCCUGAGUUCCUCUUAUGGGCUCUUCGUCCUCCAGGCUGGCUGCCUCAGUGGCAUUGUGGAGUUAGGGUUACUUCAAACAAAAAACUAGUGGGGUUCAUAAGUGCUAUCCCAGCUAGCAUUCGGAUUUAUGACAGUGUGAAGAAGAUGGUAGAGAUAAAUUUUCUCUGUGUUCAUAAGAAGUUGAGAUCAAAACGAGUAGCACCAGUACUAAUUAGAGAAAUAACCAGAAGAGUCAACUUGGAGGGGAUUUUUCAAGCUGUUUAUACAGCAGGAGUAGUACUUCCCAAACCAGUGGCUACUUGCAGAUACUGGCAUCGAUCACUAAAUCCCAGAAAAUUGGUAGAAGUGAAAUUUUCUCACUUGAGUAGAAAUAUGACUUUACAGAGAACAAUGAAGCUAUACAGACUUCCUGAUGUCACAAAGACUUCAGGUUUGAGACCGAUGGAGCCAAAAGAUAUCAAAGCUGUUCGAGAAUUAAUUAACAACUAUCUGAAGCAGUUUCAUCUUGCCCCAGUGAUGAAUGAAGAGGAAGUGGCCCAUUGGUUUCUGCCUCAGGAUCAUAUUAUCGACACAUUUGUAGUAGAGUGCUCAAAUGGUAUGUUAACUGACUUCCUGAGCUUCUACACGCUACCUUCCACUGUCAUGCAUCACCCGGUUCAUAAAAGCCUAAAAGCUGCUUAUUCCUUCUACAACAUUCAUACUGAAACUCCACUACUGGACUUAAUGAAUGAUGCCCUCAUUAUUGCUAAAUUGAAAGGAUUUGAUGUGUUCAAUGCACUAGAUUUGAUGGAAAAUAAAACAUUCCUAGAAAAACUCAAGUUUGGUAUAGGAGAUGGUAAUUUGCAAUAUUAUUUGUACAACUGGCGGUGUCCAGGAACAGAAUCUGAAAAGGUUGGUCUUGUUUUACAGUAGGACAUUUUCAUUUCUAGAACUCUGCAGUCAUCAUUUGAGUUCCUGUUCUAGUUGACAAAUCUCGGAACCACUGUUCCAAAGAAUAAAAGCACAAUUUAAGUGAAAUCAAAGUGAUCUAUAAAAUCUGAAAAUAUGAAGAAAUUCCACACUUGACCAAUUUUACUUAUUUUUGUCAAUUUUGAAAUGAAAAAUUCAUCCAACUUAUAGUUUGUUCCUCGGAGAGAACAGGGGGAGAAAGGUACUGAGCACAUUCCUCUUAUUUUCAGAGCUUUAGUUGCCUCUUGACAAAGAGAAGGUAUUUUUCCAUUGUAGAAAAUGGACUUUUUAUACAAACUGAACUGCAGUGAAGGAUUAAUGAAAGAAAAUCUUUGCUAAUACAUAAACUGCUGCAUUUCUAUUUAUUAAGUGGUAAUGUUUGUCAGUGUUACAGAAUGAAGGAUUCAUUCUGAAUAUUUUUGCUUAUUCAUUUCACAUGGAUAUUAUUUGGGCAAAUUUAUAAGAGGCCAAUACUUUUGUAGCUCAAAUGAGAAGUCUUGGUAAUUAAGUGUGAAGCUGUAUAAAAAUGUACUGGGUUGACUGGUGCAUUUAUCAAAUACACAAUGCUGCCAAGUCAAUAAAAACACAAAUUUAUACUUUGCUCUUCACAAGAUCAGUGGAUUCAAUCAGUAAGUAGCACUGAACUGUUUGGUGCAAUCAUUACAUUCUGUCUGAAAGAGUAUACCCUCAUUACUAUAUAUUGCAGCUGCUGUUCAAUUUUAGUUUAGUUUUUUUUUUCCUUUAAAGCAAUGUGAGGGAAAGAUCCCAAACUAAAUACCCAAUGAAAUUAAUUAAUGCUAUCAGGACACUGAUAGUCUGAAUGUUUCCAUUGCUAAUGCAAAUUGCACAAGUUCCUUUAAACCAAUUUUGAUUUAACAGGACAUGUCAUUCUAAUGAAAAUAUCUUAUUUGUAAAUAAGUAUUCAUAAUUUUGUUACUGACAGUGUUUUUAUCCAGAGUUUGAAACAAAGUUUCACUGUGUAACAUAUGUGUAUAUAAAAUAUAAAUAUAUUGCCAAUAGUCAGAAAAGAUAGGGAGCUACUAAUGAGGCCUUGUAAUGGGCUUUGACUUAAAUGCUACAAAAUGACAUUCUUUCUCCUUUCUUUAUAAUAAAUGUAGUUUCUAAAGCUCUCCCUUUCACAAAUAUGUACAACUAUGUGAUGGCAUUUCUCUUGAUAAAAAGAGAAAUUAAAAUAAUUUUCCCAACUGGUAAGAUAUAAAACAAGUCGAGGGGCUAUCUAUACAGCUUUGUUCUGAAGCUUUUUCCCUAGUUGAGAACUGUCUAAAACAUGUGAUCACUAAAGCUACCACUAGAGGGACUUAUUGGACCAUUGGGUCUAUACAAGCAGAGGUGUCAAAUACCACAGCCAGCAAUACUCCUGAGUGGCCAGAACCAGAUUAAAAUAUAAUUGGGAAACAUUUAACAAAAUAAAUAAAAAUACGAAGUUUUCUAAAGCAACAGGGGGCCCACAGGAAUCUUUAUAUACAGUUUAAUAGCAAACAGGGUGUUCAGAAAGUUUUGGUGCCAUUUUAAAUUUUGAAAGUUUAGCACACAAGGGUGUCCCAAAAGUCUUAGUGCAGUUUAAAACAAAGUUUAAUGUUGUAUUAAGACUUUGGAGGACAGUCUCCAGCACUAGACCUGCAUUUCUUUCAAGUACCCCAAGGGAUCUCUUAAAUUUAUAUAGUUACCAUAUAUCCUUUUCACAAUACUGAAGGUGUUCUCCCAAUUCAUGUUAGACAAGGCUUCAAAAAGCCAAAGAGAAUUAACCAACAACAAAAUGUUUCAAAAAAUGUUUUGAACCAACAACCACCCUGCCUUUAAAAUAUUUUAAUAGAGGGAAAGGACUUUAUUAGGGAUCCUAAAGAUAUAGGCUAAAAAUAGGUAUUUUUGAAAUUGAAUUUAAAAUUGAAAAAACUAUUUUGCAUUCUAAAAAUUUGGCAUUUAUUUGAGACAAAAUGAUCCUACCAACUCAAUUACACAUUUUAACCCUCUUAAUUUUAUCAAGAUGCUGUUUUAAAAUUGAGCUUAAUAAAUAAACCAUGGAUUUGUUUUUCCCUUUUCAAUAAGACAGUCAUAACUUCUCCAUUCUUAUGUACAAUUUAAGUAUAUCAUCUGUAAAGAUGCCAAAACAAACUGUAAAACUACCCAUGUUGAGGGGGGGGGAAAAAACAGAUUGGAAAUCCUUGAACUUUAGACUUAUAAUCAGCAUUUGAUACAACUCCUUCAACCAAUGUAGUGACUAAAGUGAAGCAAUAUACCAUGUUCACACAGCUAAUCAGUGAGAGCCAGGCCUACACAUAUUUUAUAAGAAACUACUUCAUUAUCCUGAAAACACAAAUUCUAGAAUGUUCUGCUCUAUUAAAACCAAAAAUUAUUUCUAGCUAAAAAGCACCUUUGAGAUUUACUACUAAUAAACCCUCUCAACAAAUAUAGAGUAAACCUUCUGGUAGAACCUCAAAAUUCAAACGACUUACAUUUUGAUUAUAAAAAUAAACAACUCAUAAGCCCCCUUCUGCAUCUACCUGUGUAUUUAGGUUUGUGGCCUUUGUUAGUUAUUUUUAAUACAGUUGCAGAACAUUAUUUUGUCUAAUUGCCUCACUUUUUUUAUCGUUGAACUUGUCAUUUCUUUGCAUUUCAUUAUAUUAAUAUAAUUUAUUCGGAGAUAAUUUAUCCAAAUGUCAUGGGACAGUUCAAUUUUUCACUAUUAAAAAAUAAGCCAACUAUAAGAAAAUACUUAUUGGCCACCUCUUUUUAAAAUCCUUAGAGCAGGAGGUUCUAAACUUUUGUGUUAUGGACUCCUCUAGGAGUCUGAUGAAGACCAUAGGAUCCCUUCUUAGAUUGUUUUUUAAUAUAUAGAAUUACAAAGGAAAUCAGUUAGCAAAAUGUUUUAAAAAAUAAGUGUUCAGACCCAAGGUUAAGAACCCUUGCUCUAGAGAUACAGUUGCAACAAAAACAUUCUUUGAACUCUUUUUUUUUAAUCUCCCAAUUACCACAGUAUGUUUUUCAUGUAUUUAAGAUUAUGGCACUAGGAACCUUUAACUUUGUUGUUAAAAUGAAUUUCCUAAAAUGCCUAUUUAAAAAGUAUUUAUCACUCCAUGCAUCUAAUCUAGAAUAUACGAAAGUACCAUACUUUAUGUACAUUGACUAGACUUGGGCAAAGGAAUUUGCCUUUGCAAUAUAUCUAGCUUUUCUACCUGUCCACUCCAUUAUAAAAUAGAACUCAUUGUCUGACAGUCUUAUCCCUGAGUAGAAUGAAGUGUUCUUUUUUCACUAUUCCAUGAUGAAAGCCUAAACUAGCAAAAAUGAAACUAUUACAAAAUGUAUAAUAAAGGGAUUGCCCAUUUUCUCCCUCUAAGACACUCAUUUAUAAAGAAUGAAUUAUUACAAUUGAUUCCCCUUACCCAUUAACCUUAAUACUUACUGAUACAUAAAAUUUCAAAAUUAAGUGGAUUGUUUCCAGACGACCAUUUCAAGUCUGAUAGUUUCCUUUGGCUGAAUGUAUUUCAUUAGAAUAACGCAUAUAUAACCCAAUUUCAUAUGCACUAUGAAUCAGAACCAUGUCAGCUAUGGCAUAAUGAGUUUGAUAGGAAGACAGGUAUCAUAAAAUACAGACUUUUCACAAACCAGCAUCUUACUGGCCUUUUAAAUGAACUUAUAUCAGUUUGAACAUGUUUUAAUACCUUUUUGUUUUUAUACUCAGAUUUUUUUUUAAAUAAUUGAUGCUUUUAAGCAUUUGUUUAAAACUAUAUGUUUGUGCUCUAAAGUUAAUUUUUUUACAAGGAACAUUUAACAAGCAAUAUAGUGAGGACAUAUGUAAAAGUAAUUCAUUUUAUUAGAAAUUAGUUUCAAUUGUGAAAAGAUGUUUUCAAGUUAUGUUUCACAUGUUACUUUAAAGUAGUUUUUUUAUUUUUUGAUGGUUUCUUUAUCUUAUUGGGAUUUGGAAUUAGUUUCUUUAUUUUUAGGGGCUGUAAAGUUACAGCAGAAGUAUCUUGCUGACAUUCAACAAGCUUUCGCUUAUUUUUAGUAAGCUCUUCAAAGGAGGUUUCUAAAACAUUUGCAUCUUGAGUUUCCAAAGUUUCAAUGUCUGUAUCUUCCAGGGAAUCUUUAGUUUUGUCAUGAAGCCAGGGCACAUGCAAACUAGGCACCCUGGGAAUUAUAGCUUUUAGUUCUUCAACAAAGGCUUCAGUGUUCUUUUUGAAACCCAGAGCUAAGACACACUUUAAACCAAUAACGGGUGCAAUGCUUUCACUAAGGCGUGGAACCUGGCAAGCUGGGAUAGCUCUGCUGACACUCAACUGAAUCAGGUGGGAGGUCAUCAUAGCAGGUUUGACAGAUUUGCACACUAACACUAAAAGCAGUUCAUUUUUUUCUAGCGCUCUGGUGACUUCAUUAAUCCCAAUGGCAAGUUGUUUCCUCACAUGUAUAGGAGUCCAUCCAGGUACUUUCUGGCUAACUUCUGUUUCUUUUUUCUUUGGAACUUCAUCAUUAUCAAUAGAAUCCUUUUCUUUAGUUUGUCGUUUUGAAAUAGGCCGUUUUUUCUUCUUUGGAUUCUCAAUCUUUUGAAGUCCAACAUGUUUAAAUCUUUCUUCUAGUGUCUGUAAAAUGAAGUGCAUAUCAUCUCUGUCCAGAGUAGUCCAGUUGACAGCAUACGGGUUAUUUAGCACCGUCUUUACAGUAAAUGAUUUUGCUUUCCGUAUAGAUCCCUUCCCUGAUGCUGCAGCCAUCUUGAAUGUUCUUUGACACCAAAACUAUUAAAGAAAAUUAGAAUUAAUUGGGAGCCCUUAUUUAAAAUAAAUGUUUUCAGCAAA